This is a messenger RNA of Lontra canadensis (Northern American river otter), 1025 nucleotides long. RefSeq names its product chromosome unknown C10orf120 homolog (gene CUNH10orf120). NCBI's taxonomy places the organism in Eukaryota, Metazoa, Chordata, Mammalia, Carnivora, Mustelidae. The record is from RefSeq and is a predicted model, not a curated record. The transcript has 3 exons. Bases 1 to 987 code for a protein of 328 amino acids.
AUGAUCAGAGAAUGGGAGAACGGCUGUCAGAAGGUGGGAAAGCAGAGGACCCAAGAAAGGAAGGCUGCUGAGGGCACGUGGAGUAAGAACGGAACGCCGGUCAGAAUAUGCACCAUGAACGACUCCUUUCGGGAUAAAGACUCCCUGUGCUGCCAACCGGGUCUAUGCUCUGCUUCGCCAUUGGAGAUAUGGACCAAAUUCUACAAAUCAGAUCCACGCAUUGCCCUUGGGAAAUACUCCCCCUUGGAGAAAGAGAUCCUACGUCUGGGUGGUGUUCACACCAUAGCGGCCAAGAGACUGCUGACUCACAAGCAAGAGGAAGAAUGGAAAAUGCUCAAGGAGCUCCAAUCACUGUCUUCGGACUAUAAGCGGGCGAUGGAGUAUAGAACCCAGCACUCCCCUCCCUGUGCCACCUGUAGGCACCUAGAAAAAAUAUGGACGGCAAAGGUGAUCGUGCUCCCAGAGGAGUUAAGAAUGCCGCAGCGUGAGAAACUCACCAUCAUCAAACACGUAGAACGGAUGCAGCUUGCUCGAGCCCUCAGAAACCGACAGCUCUUGCCCUACAUCGAGAGGUUUCGGGGCUCUGCCUUUCUGUCUGGAGGGGGCCUGACCCCAAAGGCCAAGGACAAGACGAGGGAAGACGAGGAUGACGGGGACGCUGAUUUCUGCUGCGACGCCAAGCAAGAGGAGAGAGGCGAUGCAGAGAACACAGCCACCAAAAGACAAGAAAUAAACAUGAGCGUCAUUUUCAAGUCAGAAGAGCCAAAAAAGGGUUUCUCACACCACCCAAGUGACCGGAAACCAUUCUUCCCCACCAGGAAAGCGGAGCGGUCCAUCACUGGCUUAACCAACCGGAAUCUUCUCCACGUAGCAGAAUUCCCUGGCGAUCUCAUGCUGAUGAAUCAGGAUUUCAUUUCACGGGGAGCCCUCCACACUGAGGCCACCAAGGCCAGCUUCCUGCGGGGAGAGAGCAUCUGGAAGGAGUAAAAGCACAAAUCCUCUCAUCAGUAUUAAAGUCCUCCUUA